AUGUAUUGGGCUAAGCUCUAUCAGUAUCCUGGUGUGACGAUCUAUCUUGAGAAGGUUGGAUUACAAUGGUGGGCAAGGGUUUAUCAAGUCCAUUGUACGUAUGACAAGAUGAUGACAAAUAUAGUAGAAUGCCUCAAUGGAGUGUUGAAAGAUGCAUGCAUAAACAUCGUAACUGAUUAUGCAAUGAGUAUUCUUAAGGAAUUAAAAUUGAUGUCUAGAACAUAUCGUGUUUCCCCGGUGGAUAUGCAUAUAAUUCAUGUGGACGGUGGAUAUUUAGAGGGGUUGGUUGAUCUUCGUUCACGAACAUGUACUUGUAUGGAGUUUAAUUGCAUCGAGAUCCCGUGCUCCCAUGCAAUAUCUGCAGCAACCCUGAGAAACAUUAAGGUUCAAACAUUAUGUGCAAAAUGGUUUACAGUUGAGUGUGUGCUUGCUGCUUAUGCCGAACCAAUCUUCCCAGUUGGACAUAGACAAGAAUGCAGCUGA
This is a messenger RNA of Benincasa hispida (wax gourd), 483 nucleotides long. The record is from RefSeq and is a predicted model, not a curated record. Lineage: Eukaryota; Viridiplantae; Streptophyta; Magnoliopsida; Cucurbitales; Cucurbitaceae.